Molecule: messenger RNA, 868 nt
Organism: Antechinus flavipes (yellow-footed antechinus)
Lineage: Eukaryota; Metazoa; Chordata; Mammalia; Dasyuromorphia; Dasyuridae
Gene: TAGLN3
Product: transgelin 3
Exons: 5
Coding region: 184-783 (199 amino acids)
Molecular function (GO): protein binding
Source: RefSeq, a predicted model, not a curated record
UCCAGAUCACCAUGCAGCAUCAGCACCACAGCAUCCAGUCAUUUUCCUGCUCUGUCUGUUAAUUACCUACUCCUUUAGAUUCCAUGAUUUCAGGCUUCCUAAAGAGCAACUGAGCAGGGGGAAAAGAUCACCAAAUUUCCCCUGCUGGCUGGCUUCGAUUCAAAUUUCGCUGAGCUUCCAUAGAUGGCUAACAGGGGACCGAGCUAUGGUUUAAGCCGGGAGGUGCAGGAAAAGAUCGAGCAGAAGUAUGAUCAGGAUUUGGAGAAUAGAUUAGUGGACUGGAUUAUUCUGCAAUGUGGAGAAGACAUAGAGCACCCAGCCCCUGGCCGGACCAAUUUUCAGAACUGGUUAAUGGAUGGAACGGUGCUGUGCAAGUUGAUAAAUAGUUUACAUCCAUCAGGACAAGAGCCAAUCCCAAAGAUCUCAGAGUCAAAAAUGGCUUUCAAACAGAUGGAGCAGAUCUCUCAAUUUUUAAAGGCUGCUGAAAUAUAUGGAGUCAGGACCACAGAUAUUUUUCAGACUGUGGAUCUAUGGGAAGGGAAGGACAUGGCUGCUGUGCAGAGGACUUUGAUGGCAUUAGGCAGCUUAGCUGUCACAAAGGAUGAUGGCUGCUACAGAGGAGAACCAUCGUGGUUUCACAGGAAAGCUCAGCAGAACAGAAGAGGAUUUUCUGAAGAGCAGCUUCGCCAAGGGCAGAAUGUAAUAGGCCUACAGAUGGGCAGCAACAAAGGAGCAUCUCAGUCAGGAAUGACUGGGUAUGGGAUGCCCAGGCAGAUCAUGUAAAACACUUGCUUCGUCUUCCCCUACAGGGAAGAUGAAAGUUCACAGCACGAUCUCUGUUAAAAGAAGAAAAAGAAAAAAAGUAGUA